AUGACGCGAAAAGACUUCGCGGACGAAAAUUCGGAUUACUUGUCUUCGCUACGGAAAAAAGCGUUCUUGCGGUACCGGCGCGGUUUUCGGUUCGAAAACCCACCUCGAAAGGGGAAAACAUUUCGCGCCCCGCGUGAACAGCAGCAGUCCGAUUUCGACGGUUGUCGUUUCCACAGAUCGCGUUCAACUCGGUUUUUCAAUGCUCCCGUCUAAAAAUUAUUAAUUAUGAUACGUAUAUUUUAAACGGUCGAUUAUUUUUAACUUCUUUUACGGCUUUUCGAUACCGCGGGCGAACGGUUACGUUGACAUAAUACGCGAGUUAUCUCUUUUCUCACCAAGUCAUUUUUGCCCGUAAUUACGGCCUCCCCCCCCCCCGUUCACGAAUGACCAUCGGGUAGUAAAGUCUUACCGUUACGGCGGCCGUUAGAACAUCAAUGUAUUGCGAAUUUCACAAAACCGGAAUGCGUUUGCGAAACCGUCGCCCGGCCCCUUAAAAACGUCGACGAAUCCGUAAUCGGUGCAGUCAGUAAUUAUUGACGUUGUGGUGAUAUCAGCGACAUUAUAAUCCCCGCAUUUUGGCGGACACGAUCGACCGACGGUGUUUAUUAGCUAUGAGUAUGCUCGACACACGGUGUUAUAUCAUAAUUUAAAACCGAGUCAACCCCCCGUCAACGGUUGAUUUUGGUCCUGAUCGCAAAAUAUAUAUUUUGUUCGAUCGGGGGGGGGGGGAAAUAAAUUUUACUCGUAUUCGGUAAUUUCGAGUAUAUUAUACUCGAUGAAAUUCUCCAUGAUCAUAGCAGUUAUUCUACGUGUUGACCAAGACGUCUCCGAAACCGGUAAAAACGCUCGCGCGUUCGCAUCGCACUAUUUAGCACAGCGAUUUCGAUUAUCGCGCGACACGUCGAUCCUCGGGUUUCACGUCACCAUCGUAAUGAUACGAAUUUAUUGUCCAUUUUUCAGGUGGCGUUACUCUGACCGAACUCCGCGUGCCCAGUUCCGUUAUGGCCAGCGUCAAGUCCGGCGUCGUUCUCGAUUGUCUCUACACAUUGCGUCCGAAUUCUGUCGGUCUCGUGGUGGCCUGGUAUUUCAACAACAGCGCCAGACCCGUUUACCAGUGGAUUCCCGGUGAAAAACCCUUGAGCAUGGGCGUGUUCCGUCACCGCACAAAUCUCGACUACAAAGUUUCCGACCACAAUGAAACCAUGCACCGGUACGUAUAUGAAAUACUUAAGAUUUCAUUCGUUUUUAUUUAUUUAUUUAAUUAUUAUUUUUUUUUUUUUUAUGUAUACAAUUUCCAACAAAAUCGAAUGCAUUAAAACCGUAGUAAAAUUUGAUCGGGAUUUGUUUGACGAUUUUAGAUUUUGAUAAUUCAUUAUUGCAGUGGUAGCUCGAAAUAUCUUUACCUCGAAUCACUGAUUUUUGAUCACUUGAAUCAUUGAUUUUCUGUCCACUUAUCCCAACUGAAAAUAAGGGGUAUUCGGUGAGGCGAGGGAAACUACCACAAAUCUAUCGAAAAUUAACAAAUUUCAACAAAAUCUAUAAUAUAUUGAUGACAUUUUCGCAGUAUAAAACAAUUCUUUUAAUGCGUGUUAUUUUGUAAAAACCUAAUAUUUUUUAGUGAUAUUUCUGAAUAUCCAGGCACCCACGACCCGCCCACUCGUUUUUUUGUGAAUCACGUGAUUUAUCUUCACCCCUUUCAAAUCGCCACCGAUAACAAUAUAUCGUUAAGAUUUUCCGUCUGAUAAAUUUUACACAAAAUCAUCCAAGUUUUAAAUGAACGUUUUCAAUGGCGUACUACACACGAGUAUCAUAAUAUUCUACCUCUUAAAUAUUUAAAUAUUCAAUCCGGAAAAACUGAAUUGAAUAUUAAUAAUGAUCGAAAACUACUUACAAACCACUUAGAUAUGUACGGUCAAAAUUAUACUUGUUCAUUUUCUAAACCCGCUCGUCGGUGUUUGUUUGCACAGGGCCCUGCACAUCAUCAAUCCGACUAUCGAGUUGUCCGGUGACUACCGAUGCGUUGUAUCCACUUACCAUGACGAAGAUUUCAUGAUCAAGAGAAUGAUUGUAUACUGUAAGUACCCAUUCCAUUCCGUUAAAAAAAAAAAAAAUAUAUAUAUAUUUAAAAUAAGAAAAAAAGUAGCUGGUAAAUAGUCUAGGGCUCGGAAGUUGUAGGAGUUGCAUAUUUUUCUGUGUGCACUGGGUUUAUUACGGACCAAGCUAGAAAAUAUUUCCACAUAAUGGAGAGUUUAAAAAUCGAAAGUUAAAAAUGCAUAUUUUGUUAAUUUCAGAGAAAAAGUGCAUGUUUCAUCGCAUUUAGUUUCGCAUAUUUUUAUGCAUAUUUAAUAUUUGCUAAAAAAAAAAAAAAUGAUUUUUUUAAUAUAUCUGUUCAUAUUAACAACAAUGAAAUUAUUUUAUUUAAACAUUUUUCAUCCAUAUUUUACAAUUUUUUAGUGUAUAUUUUGAAUUUUUUUUAGCUCCUAUAACCCCCGAGCCCUAUCUACGUGUACGAUUUUUGUCAAUUUUUCCCCACAAAGUGUGACUAUUGCGCUCUAUCUUAUAUAUACAAGAUUCAUUACCGGAUUGCGGUAUGAUCGAAUUAUCUCCACAGUCCAUUUGUCAACUGUAAACUGUUACAAUAAUACUAAUAAAACGUAAACAAAAUAUUAUUGCAACGAACGAUUUUCAAGUAAACUUUAUCGUCUCUGCGUUUAAAAAGGGACGCGAAUUGCCGUUUUAAAACCGAAAUUAUAAAAUUAAACCUUAUAAAGAAUUCCGAAAAAAUAAAUGAUCCACAACAACGAAAAUCCUACAAGAAAAGGAUCGUGAUAAAAUAAUCAUCCUACAUCGGUUCCGUGCCGUGUUCAGAUAUUAAUUAGCGGCUAUCAUUUCCGAUCCGAAUCGCCUCAAACGAGUGAAUUUAAGUUAUUUCAAAGGCGAAUUAAAUUGACUCAAGCGGGAAUGAUAAGUUUCAAUCGGUAUUUCAACAUGUUUCGCGGGAAUGGGGUGGUUUUAUUUCACUUUGAACAGUACUACAGAUCCCUCAAAUAAAGCUAUUAGAGGGGACGCUAUUCUUUACUGCGAAACGUGCCCGUCGGCGGUUUCAACAACAAUACGUUCCUCCCCCGCGUUUUCGUAACGAAAUGCCGUGAUUUUAGCUGAUAUUUUCAAAACCCGAUACCGAUUAACACCGUAAAGGGAACGAGCCGGACGGCGGAUAAUUCGACUGCCGUUCGCCGGUCGCGGGUUAAAAUUAAAAAAAAAAAAAUACUCGCGUUAUGUUUUAACAUUUUCAUUAAAAAUAUAUGUGUAUAACAUAUAGGGAGCGGAUUAUAAUGCAAAUUACAUUUUUUUUAUGUUCUAAAGCAAUGUUUUCCGAACACAAAAUUCAAUAUCAAAGAAUUUAGAUACGAAACUUUUAUUUUGUAUUUCUUGGCAUUUUAAAUGGUGAAUUUUUAGGUAUUUAAGGGAUUUUCUCUUCUUUUUAAAAACUUUAUAGCGUUAUCGGAAAAUCUGAUAGAAUCUAUUUCGAUUUCCUCCUAAAAGAAAAAAAAAUGCGUAUUUCUAUUUUUUAAAAUGUAUUUUAUCAGAUAAACUCACGAUGUCCCCGGCUCCAAUAAAGAAAACGAUAAGCUAUCUAUCGGGUUGUUGUCGUAUUGCACCGUUUCAACUGUUGGGUUCAGUGAUUAAUGUGUAUGCUUAAUAAAAACAAAAAUAUCGUUAUUUUUUUCAACGUUCAAAAAAAAUUUCAGAUUUAAAAUUUUUUUUUUUAAAAGAACUUUUUAAGGCGUUUCUACCGGUUUUCAAAUCGCGUCAAAUUUUAUUUGUUCGUGUUUUUUUAGACCGUUUAAAUCCGCAUUCUAAUAAUACACUCGCGCUGUUAUAAAGUUCGGUACACGCCCCCGGCGGUGUAUACGAAAAUCGCGCGAUGUAAUUUGGAAAACGACUCUGCGGAAAUUAUUGACGUUGUAAAAACGCAGUCACGUGUUAUAAUAAUACACAGGUGCCCACUAUACAUAAUUGCAACAGCAUUACUACCGCCGUAACAAUAAAAUAACGCGGCGCGUAAUAAAAUACUACUCGUUCGUUUUUUUUUUUUUGGUGACUUUUCUCGUACGGUAAUUUUCCGUUGUUUAACACGGUACAAUAACAAUACCGCCGGAUAUGCAUUUAGCGCGAAACGAUAAUAUUGUUAUGAUGCCGUUUGCGUAUCGGAAAAACUUUAUACAUUGUACGUUACCCGCAGAAACACGCGCGGAGAUCGCCAAUCUCUAACGGUUCACCCGUUGUAAACGCGAUAUUCCGGCACGGAAAUAAUAAUAUAGAAGGUUCGAAAACUUUAUUUUCCGUUUCGGUAUUUUCAUAAAUACGCGCCAAAUCAAACGCUUUUUCUCUUUUUUUUUUUUUCUUUUUUUUUUAUGAGAUCCGGGAUUUCAAUGCCCUUCGCGUCGUUUUGCAAAAGCGACGUUCGAUUUCGUCUUCGUCGAAUUCGUUCCGUGUAUUUUUUUUUUUAACGAGGACGAAUAAUUUUAAUUCGCAUUCAUCAAAGAUUAUCGAUUUUACGGUGAUUUUCUUUCCUUUGAAACAUUUCAGAGGGUUUUUGAGGCCCGGAUUUUAAACUUUCACGCGGCGCCGUGAUUCGUAUUACAUUAGCAUUGUAUUACCGGACGAAAGUUGUGUCAUAAUUAGGACGAAAUCAUCCCGUAUCCAGAUUCGAGUCGGUAUCGCGCUUAUCAAUUUUUUCAAAGUCAGAAGAGUUGCGAACCGGAUAGUUGAAACGGCGAAAUCCGGAAUUAUUAUACUCGAUUACUCAUUUCAAGUAUCCAAAUAUUAUUUUUAUUGUGAUUUGUGUGAUAAAUUUCAGGGUCUUCGGAUCUUAGUUACCUACCUAUAUAAUAUUAUGUGCUUUGUUAGUUCUUGGCGUGACUUUCGACCGUUUCGAUAAUUCUUUUUAAUUUGUGCGCAAACAUUCGUAACCCAAAUAUUUUCGAUCAUUACAUUUUACGAACACUCGAUCGAUUACGAUGACCGAAUAGUAGAGGUACAUCCGUGUAUCGUCACGUACAACAGCCGAAUAAUAUUUACGGACACGUGAACAUCCGCACAGAUAAUCGGAUUGUACGAAUUUCCGAACGGUGUCCGAAUCGACGCGCCCACGCUCUUUUCCCAAGUGGACUUCGAGGUCUCGUCACGAACUCCACUCGUGACCGCCCUAUUCACCGUAUGCCGAGUAGUCUUGAAAACGUGUGACUGUCCAACCAUAUUGCUCCGGCCCGUUUUUCCAUACAAAUCAAAUAAAACAAUUUCCGAUGACGGACGCCGAAUUCGGUUUUAUACGGAUUUUAAAAUAACCCGGUGUCCGGACAGUUCCGACACCGUGCGAGCUCGUAAAUAUACGAGGCGUGACGGAAAACAACGAGAUUUCUUGUAUAAAAGCUGUGUGUUUUUUAAAAUUUUACAAUUUAAUGUUCGUCAACCUUCUGUCGCGACUCGUAAACUGCGUCCGAAACAUUCGGUAAAAGCCCACCCUGACCCCUUAACGCCCCCGCCAUAUCGCGACGGGCCUCGAUGUUUCCCGAGCCUUUUGUGAUGGGACGCCCGAACGGAUCCCCGUAGGUUAACGACGACGCGGGCGGCUACUGAGUUAUCGCGACCGCUGUGCCGGGGCCGAAAACCGGACUCCGGGACAAUAAUUUUCAUUUGUCGCGAACCGCGGCCGAUAAAAUAUUAUUUCGCCCGGGGAACCGAUAACGCGCGUCAUUAAGUCUCGGCCGGUUUAUGUAAAUCUUCGGUUGUUUAUUAUUUUAUUUUUUUUCUUCUCGCCCCCGGGGUUUUGUCGUUCGCGCGGUUCCGUCGCGUAUAAUUUAUGUUUUCGUGCACACCUUUCCUCCGUGUGCGGCACGACGGUAACGACGCACGCCCCCGUUCAAACGCUUUCGGCGCCGGGAAUCACUUAUUGUUUCGGCGCGCCGAUGAUAUAUUUUUAUUUAAAUGGCGAAAAAACCGUUUCUACGGAACGUCGCAAUAAGCGCCGCGGGCCGCGCGAGUUCUCAACGAACGAUAACAUCUCAGACCGGCGGACCGUAUCGUACAAUAAUAUCGUAAUACCUACGCGCGAAUUAAAAUAACGCGAUUUUUCAAAAUCAAAUAGUUCGCCCAACGAAAUAAUAAAUUCGAUUACGCGACGUCGCGGGUACGCCGUCAACACUAUCCCUCCCUCUUUAUUAAAACCAACAGAAUAUAAUUAAAACUAAUUAUUUUGAAUUGACAUUCUACGAAGACCGUUUGGUCUGCGCGUGUCAAAUUACUUUCGUUGCGAAACGCGUUGCAGGACCCCUCAUUCGCCCCGAACUCCGUCGGUGGAACCGCGGUCUUCAAAGGGCGGAAUGUCCUUUAUCCUUUAUUGCCGCCGCACACGCGCGAGGCGGACGGAGUGAAAACGAAUUGUGUGUUACGGUUGUCCCAAAUGGAAUAUAUUUCGGAAAUACGAUUUUAAUAUAAUCCGCGUGAAACGUUAUACCGCGGCGAAAACCCGCGGCACGCUGAAACACGUGAAAAAUCGGUGUUCGGCCACGCCGCUUCCACUCCCGCCACUCGUCAAAUCCAACGACGGUAUAAUCGUUUUCCCCGACGGAAUCGCUUAGAUAGCGUGAGUGCGGCGGAGGGGGGGAGGGGGGGAGAAAGGAAAUCGAGUCGUUUCCGAUACAUUGCUCAGUGUUCGGAAUACGAUCGCGACGGCACUGCUGACCGUGUCUUCGACCGCGUCUUUUUCCAUCGGACAUCGCAUACGAUAUCCGCGUACCGAUCUACGACGGCGAUGCGUCCGGUUCGAACCAAAUGUGUUCGUGGAUGGCUCGCGCGAAUCCCGCGCAACGCUAACGUACGAGAAAAUCUACGCGUUUAUUACACGUGGAGGACAAUUAUAAUAACAACGCGAUAGAAAACUUGCCCAACGGAACAAACCGAUCGUAUAUUAUUUGUAAUCGGUAUACCGAUAAUAAUUAAAAAUGUUUCGUCUAAAUUCCUAAUCUUUAUGGUUUUUUUUUUUUUUUUUUUUAAACUACGACAAACCAUACAAUUUUACGGUUAAUUUUUUUUUACGGUUUAAAUUCCAAAAAUAAUAUAGGUGUGCGAUUUAAUUGGUUCUGCAUACUGUUGUAUAUGCGUACUUGGAAGGUAGGACGUAUAGGGUGACGUCGGCGACGAUAAAUAACUGUAAACGAUGAAAACAUUCUGAGUGUAGUAGUAUUGUUCGUGUUUUUGGUCACCCGAAAAAUCGACGAAAAUAAAAUCGAUGUAUCAACAUGUUGAUAGUUUUUUUUUUUUAUUUUUCAUUAUUUAAUAAAUUGUCGGUAAUUUUUACGGGUUUUUUUUCCCGCAAUAGAGUAUUGUUGGGCGAAAAAUCGGUAUCAUUCAAUGCACGGCGCGUACGAUUCGAAGCUAUCUAACUAACCGAAAUAGUGUGUUUUCCGAGAAAAAAAAACAAUUGUCAAAGUAAAAGUCAUAGCCUUUUCGACAAAACACUCGGAAUCUAAAAUUCCUAUACAGUAGAACGCGCAUUUGUCAAUGUUUCACUCACAUUCGGCAGAUGCAUAAUGCAUAAUAAUAUUAUGUUUGAAAUGACUGCGGGUAAUGAUUUUGAUUUCGAAACCUCGGAAACUUUAAUCUAUAUUAGAUUAGUGUUGUGUGAUGCCUUUUAAACUUUAAAAGUAAACGAAACUUUGAAAAUUACGACAUUUUCACGCGAGAAACGUGCUGACAGCGGAAUUGUAUUUGUUUUUUUUUUUUUUUCGUUCCUAAUUAAAGUCCGUCGUUGUUGUCUUGUGUGCCGGGGAUCAGUCACAGUAUAUUCCGUAGUUUUGAACAAUUUAAUUUCGACACUGUUCGAGCGCCACCGCCGCCGCCGAGAGCAAAUUUCGAGGGUUUACUAUAUGCCAUGCCGCGCGUGUAG
This is a messenger RNA of Cinara cedri, 7951 nucleotides long. The record is from the annotation of a GenBank genome assembly. Lineage: Eukaryota; Metazoa; Arthropoda; Insecta; Hemiptera; Aphididae.